This is a messenger RNA of Rotaria sordida, 1335 nucleotides long. NCBI's taxonomy places the organism in Eukaryota, Metazoa, Rotifera, Eurotatoria, Philodinida, Philodinidae. The record is from the annotation of a GenBank genome assembly.
AUGGACCGGAUUUCAACUGUACGAAAUAUUCCACGCCAAGAACCGGACUCACAUGAAUUAUCAGUCAUUCAAAAUAUAUUCGAAAAUUCUAACAGUGCAUUACGUUCUAUCAGUGUCACUCAUAUUCGUCGAUAUCAUCAUUCGUCAUCGCAGGAUGAAGCAAGUAAUGAUCAGCGCCAUCAAAAACAUACAAAAGAUAUCCGAUCAGAUGAAACAGGUAUGAUCGAAGAUCAUCAUCGAAUUUCGAAAAAACAUCAAAAGAAAAUAUGUUCGCGUCGAUGUAUUAUUGCUUCUAUACUUAUUGCUUUGAUAAUUAGCAUAAUCUUGGCUGUGAUUCUAUCGAUUAUAUUAAUCAAAUCCAAAACUGUAACAACACUCAAUAUUGUACCCACAUUACGUUGGAAUACAACAGGAAUCACUUUAUUCGGCCUAUCAGGUGUGACAGGUAAUGCUAGUGAUCAACUCAAGCUACCUAAAGAUGCAAUAUUGGAUUCUCCUAAUAUACUCUAUAUUGCUGAUUCUGGAAACCAUCGUAUUCAAAAAUACGUAAUAGGUGAUCUGACUGGCACGACAUUGGCGGGACAAACAAGUGGAAUAGGAGGCUCAUCAGCAAGCCAUUUGAAUUCUCCUUCAUCUGUUCUUAUCGAUUCCAAUGGUGGACUUUAUGUAGCAGAUACGAACAAUCAUCGAAUUCAAUUUUGGUCCAAUGGUGUUUCUUCAGGAAUAACAAUUGUUGGAAAUGGAACAAAUGGUUUUUUCAACAUGACCAAUCAAUUAUCCCAACCAUACGGUAUUUACCGUGAUUUAAACUCAGAUAUACUUUACAUUCCUGAUUAUGGUAAUGCUCGUGUAAUGUCCUAUGCAUCUGGUGCUUCCUCGGGUAUCGUCGUUGCAGGAGGAAAAGGGUCAGGAAGAAACAAUACACAAUUAUACAGUCCUAUUCGUGUGUACUUUGAUGCAUUGUCGAAUAGUCUUGUUAUUGCCAACCAUAACGCUCAUAAUAUUGUUCGUUGGGUUUUGGGUGAUAGUAGUUGGACGAUACUUGCUGGUAAUCUCAAUGGAACUCUGGGUAACAGUUCAACGGAACUUAGAUUUCCAUCAGACGUCACAUUCGAUCCAAUGGGUAAUAUGUACGUUGCUGAUAAGGAUAAUUAUCGCAUACAACUAUUCAUGGCUGGUCAAUCAGAAGGCAGAACUAUUGCCGGUGUUACAAGAAUCAGUGGUAAUACCUCCACUCUACUCUUUCAACCUUGGUCAGUUAAACUUGACAACCAACUAAAUUUGUAUGUAGCAGAUUCUCGAAAUCAUAGAAUACAGAAAUUUCUUCGCUAUUAA